AUGUCGAUAGCACCUAUCAUCACAUUCAAAGCAGGCCUCUGCGAGCUUGAUGCCUCCGUUUCUCCCCCUAGAGUAAAACCACAGCCAGCUCCAGGGUACAUUUACCUGUACUCAGAAGAUGACCUGGUACAUUUUUGUUGGCGUCGACGCUCUGCUUCGCUCGAUGAACCCGAGUUAGAUCUUGUCAUGGUCCCAUCCGAUGGCACUUUCACCCCCUACAAACGCACCAGCGCGGAAAACCCCUCCAACACCGACAGACCUACCAAUGGAAGAGUAUAUGCUUUGAAAUUCUCUUCCAGCUCGCAAAGACACCUGUUCUGGCUACAAUCAAAAAGCCAACAUUCAAACGGCAACCCGGCUUGGUUUAGCGCAAGGGAUCUAGAACUAGGACGGAUCGUGAACGCUUUGCUGCAAGGCGAGGACAUCGAUGUUCGUCAUGCCAUUGCUAACAUUCCCGGGGAUAAUGAUGGUGGCAACGGGGGUGACGAUGAUGAAACCAUGGAGGAUGUUGAAGGCGCAGACCACAACCCAAUCCAUCGAGCAGGUGGCAGCGGCGGCGCGGGACCGGGAGCUACUGGAGGAGAUAUACGUGAAGAAGGCCAAGAGUCGAGGGAGGGCGGAGCGGACGGUGGAAGAGCCGCUACUGCGUCGUCAGAUCCAUCCUCGGUUAUCCAAAACCUCCUCAGGUCCCUCCAGCAGCAAGGAAACCAACAGUCAGGGCCAGAAGCAGCCGAAGACCCAUUCACAACACUCUCAGAGCUACUUCCCCCAUCUUCAACGCUUCCGUUCAUUGAAUCAGCGGACUCCGAAACGGUCGACCAUCUCCUUAGCUUUCUUCCUACGUCCCUCUUACUUCUUGCGCAAUCGAACCUUGAAAUACCCAGUAAUAUGGAGCCGGACUCUGGACCCGUAAAAGACGCAUUGCAGGCUUUGACUCUCGAACAAAAACGAGAUAUACUUAAGAGGGUUCUACGAUCGCCGCAAUUUACACAGAGCCUUGGUAGCCUUACUGUGGCAUUGCGCGAUGGUGGGCUACCCAGUAUCAGUGAUGCGCUGAAGAUCCCAGUGGAAAACGACGGUUUUAUGCGUCGUGGUGGGGUCCCGCUUGGAGGAGGAGAUGCUGUUCGCGCAUUUCUGGAAGGCGUCAAGAGAUAUGUUGAAGAGAAGGAGCAGGAUUGCCAAGACAAGAUGGAGACAGAUUAGGGAUCUAUGAAGCUAGCGAUAUCUUAGGAAUUUUUAAUACAUCUAAAUGAUACAGCACGCUACUUCUCACCUCCUCAUACAGAUCUUGUCUCACAAAAAGGAGAGAAACGAUUGCGAUCCUAAUGUUGCCUGCUACCGAAAUUUCCCGGGAACCACGUUUCAGGAAUCGUCAGGGCUACUGGCUUGUGGAGGCACUCUGCACAAGACUGAUUAAUGUAAUCCACAAGUGAGCAAGUCACACAAGCAAGUGAGCCACUUCAUCAUCUUAUAUCUUUACAUUCAAUUAUUAUUACAGCUAUAGAAAAUGAGUAUAAUCACAUUAUGAAUUAUUUUCUCUAUAUCGUGAGCAUGUAUGAGCAGUAUAUUUUAAUAGUAUCAUAUAUACGGAGUACUAUAUCAAAAAAU
Molecule: messenger RNA, 1608 nt
Organism: Blastomyces dermatitidis ER-3
Lineage: Eukaryota; Fungi; Ascomycota; Eurotiomycetes; Onygenales; Ajellomycetaceae
Exons: 3
Coding region: 1-1203 (400 amino acids)
Biological process (GO): ubiquitin-dependent protein catabolic process
Cellular component (GO): cytoplasm; nucleus; proteasome regulatory particle, lid subcomplex
Molecular function (GO): endopeptidase activator activity; ubiquitin binding; proteasome binding
Source: RefSeq, a predicted model, not a curated record